Molecule: messenger RNA, 5217 nt
Organism: Gryllus bimaculatus (two-spotted cricket)
Lineage: Eukaryota; Metazoa; Arthropoda; Insecta; Orthoptera; Gryllidae
Source: the annotation of a GenBank genome assembly
AUGAUUGGUGAUCUCAGGGUAUCAGAACUGCAUUGCUAUGCUAUGUUAACAUGCCCCCGGCUGGCGAGGCUGGCGCCGUCUGAGAGCCCGUCGCUUCCCGCCGCCAUGGACGACAUCGUCAUCCUGGACUGGAACUGCACGCACGUGGUGCGGGCCAAUGAGUCGCUGCUGGCGCAGCUGCGCGCGGGCAGCCUGCUGGAGGCAGAGGAGGACGCCAACAUCACCUUCGCCAUGGAGCCCCCCGAGCCGCCCUACCUCAACGUCUCCUGCGAGCUACCGGUGGCGUACGCGCAGCCGCUCUACGGGUACGUGAUGCCGGCGCUGCUGGUGGUGACGAUGCUGGCGAACACGCUGAUCGUGGUGGUGCUGAGCAAGCGGCACAUGCGCUCCCCCACCAACGCCGUGCUGAUGGCCAUGGCGCUGUGCGACAUGUUCACGCUGCUGGUGCCGGCGCCCUGGCUCUUCUACAUGUACACCUUCGGCAACCACUACCGGCCGCUGGCGCCCAUCGCCGCCUGCUACGCCUACAACGCCAUGAACGAGGUGCUGCCCGCGCUCUUCCACACCGCCUCCAUCUGGCUCACGCUCGCGCUCGCCGUGCAGAGGUACAUCUACGUGUGCCACGCGCCGGUGGCUCGCACGUGGUGCACCAUGCCGCGCGUGCUCAAGUGCGUCGGCUGGAUCUGCUUCGUGGCCACGCUGCACCAGUCGACGCGCUUCGCCGACCGCGUGUACGAGACGCUCACCAUCGAGUGGCGCGGCCAGCGCGGCGUGACCGUGUGCUACGUGACGCACGCGCCCUGGGUACAGUGGGUGUCCAUCGACCUCUACUACACCGUGUACUUCGUCUUCCGCGUCGUCUUCGUGCACACGGUCCCUUGCAUCUCGCUCAUCGUGCUCAACGUGCUGCUGUUCCGCGCGCUGCGCGCCGCGCAGCUCAAGCGCGAGAAGCUCUUCAAGGAGAAGCGCAACUCGGAGUGCAAGCGCAUGCUCGAUGCCAACUGCACCACGCUCAUGCUCAUCGCCGUGGUCACGGCCUUCCUGCUCGUCGAGAUACCGCUCGCCGUCGUCACCGUGCUGCACAUCAUCUCCUCCAGCAUCACCGAGAUCCUCGACUACCACAUCGCCAACGUGCUCAUUCUCUUCACCAACUUCUUCAUCAUCGCGUCGUACCCCAUCAACUUCGCCAUUUACUGCGGCAUGUCGCGCCAGUUCCGCGAGACGUUCAAAGAGCUCUUCAUCCGAGGCGCGGUCACCACCAAGCGCAACGGCAGCUCGUCCAAGUACUCGCUGGUGAACGGCCCGCGCACCUGCACCAACGAGACGGUCUUGUAGGCGGUCUUGGGGUGUUUCUCGAGGCCCCGCCGGGUAUGCUCAUUGAAACAGGAAGUCCCUUUAAGGACACGAGCUCUCAAGAGAGGGGGCACAGUCUUUCAAUCAAGAGCUUCGUUACGACUUAAAUAUUUGGCAUUGAAGCUUCCGAUUGGACCCCCUCUCUUUUCAGAUCGUGACCUAGAAAGAGCUUUCUGUUUUAAUACAAAUAUAUUCUCGCGGCAUCCUUGGGAUAUUCUUUCCUCAGAUGUUCUUCGUUUGAAUGUCUCUCCUCCAACCCUUCCACUCGAAACCAAAUCCUUAGAAUGUCGUCAAUCCUUCGAAUCUAUUAUCCUAGUUGAAGACACAUUCCCUUAAUGUUUUGAUGGAUGAUGUAACUAUUUUAUAUAUGAUUUUUUCGUCGUGUUCAGAGUGAUCAUUCAUGUGCUGGUUUGAUUUGAGGGAACGUUUUCAGGAACUGAAUUACUUUAUUCAGUGAAUCAGAGAAACAAUUUUUGUGAACUUAAAGUAUAACAUUCUUGUCAUCGAGGAAUAAAAUCAUCGAUUCGGAAUCCAACAACUAGUUUAGGAAAUAUUCACAAGGAUUCCUAUCACCUAUUUGCGUUUGAAGAUAUAGUAUUAUAUUAAUCAAACUGUUCUAUUGAGUUCCCUUUACCUUGUCGUUAAUGUGUGUAAAUGUAUUCCAAUUAUUAUCCAUAGAAAAUCGAGUAUUAUACUCACUGAUAUGUUUUAUACGUUGAACUUUGUGACUUUGUGUGUGGGGGAGCGAAAUGCGGCGAAAUGUCUCGUCGUAGGAAAUGGUGCUACCGAGUUUCUACGUGAGGGAAAAUGUUGACGAGACGACAGUGAUGUGUAUUAGGUACCGUCAAUAUGUAUAAUCGGUGUAAAUAAUCUGUAUUGAGUAUUUGUGUGGUGUAUAUAAAAUGCCGUGCGUUUAUUUUUAAAGUUAUAGUGCUCACAAAAGACAAUCGCGCAUUGUCGUCCAUUUUUGUGUCAAGUGAAACCAACACACCGUUUGCUAAUCUCAUAUUGAGGCGCGUACUCGGCAAAAAAUUGUGUUAAAUUUCCAGAAACAAUGUGUUUUAAAAUAAAUGUUGACAUUGUGAAAGUAAUAGUGGUUUGUAAAUGUGGACUUAAAUGACAACAAGAAGUUUACGAACAUUAGUGUAAAAAACAGGAAACGACACUUUUUAUUGGUCAUCGCACAAAAGAAGCAAAAAUAGAAAGAAACAUUUGAGUAUAGUUUCGAACAGAUCUAGAGUACGAUCAUCAUCAUCAGAUCUUCAGAGUGUUGGUUCAAUGCCCAUUUAAAGGCAGCACACUACUUGCAGCGUGAUUGAAGUACUACUUUUGCCGGCUUCAUUUGAUGAUGAGUCCGUAGACACACCGAUACUCAAAACAAUGACGCGCAGUUAAUUGAACAAACUGGCAUGCGCACUAUCAAUUCGAGAGCUUCGAGAGGCAUCCCCUCAGUUCACCGUGCGCCAUCUGUCAGCCUCCAGACAGCACAUGUGUUUCCAUGAGGGACGCUCCCUCGUUGCCUCGAUUCCGUUGCGCCUCUUUGCAACUCUGACUUCAACGAUGGGUGUGGUACCAGUAAACUAUUGCACUGGCUACUCCUAUGUUCUUCUUACGUACAUCGUUUACUCGUAUUGAGCGCCUUUUCGUCCUGAGAUGACUGACUCGCAAAUCCAGAUAUCCUCCCUGGAACUUGAAGACGUUUCGAGCAUUAUUCGUACAUCCUCGCUGGUCGCAGCCUCACUUCGAGAGAGGGUUUGUUUAUCCUCCUAUCAUACAGUAUAUUCCUGAUCGUGACAGGAACUCCAAGUGAACAAAGUGUUUAUAAUAAUACUGUACGUGAACACUUUUCUUUGUGGAUGGUUGACAGCUUACGCGUCACACCAAGAUGCGUUAUUAUCGUAUAAAACUGCCUCCAUCAACUAUCUUAUUCCAAUAUUCCAGCCUGGAGACAGUGUGUGACUUUGUCCAAUUCACAACGUUUUUAUUAUCCCAUAAUCCAUCCUAGUUUGUUCAAACCCUCUAUUACACUCGUUCUAAGUCGCUGCCGAUUGUACAGUUAUUAAAAACCUUCAUAUGUGUGUAAUGUGAUGUGUGAAAUUUAUUGACGAUUUUUCGAGAAGUACAUCAGUCCCAAUUCGAUUCUCAGACAGCAAAUCAACAUACGCGGUUGGUUAAAACGAAUUUCUGUCAUGGAUUUGAGAACUGAAUGGCAAAUUUCACGGUACCUAACUCCUUUCUCGCGGAGCAUUAAAACACACGACAAUCGGCAUGCGUGUCAAAGGAUAUUCAUUCAGUGAAAUGACCAAAUGUCAUUGUAUGUGGAUUCAAUACUGCGCGGCGGGGAUGCCCGAUUUUGACUUCUUCAUAGGCUUCAUUUGAACUCUGUUUUGUCAUUAGCAACGAUAUCUAAUGUCAGAGUUCGUCUUGGUGUUGUCAUCUUACGAAAACAUUUCAGACAUAAUUAAUUAUUCACAACGCACUUUCUACUUUACGCAAUUGUAAAGACUUACGUAUCCACGUUCUGAUCAUUAUCACUGUUUUCAGAAUCGAAACACGAAAUGUAUACGGAACAAUGACAAAUCAUGCUUUGUUCACUGUCAAUAUAUGUUUUUGUUGUGAAACAAAUUAUAACUUAACGAUAUUAAACGUGAUGUAUCCAUGUAACUGCUUGUACAUUCGUAUACAUUGUAUGUGGUGUAUCUGUCUUGAUCUCCCCCAAAGUGGGGGAUGCUGUUGUGACCUGAGAUAUGAGCUUCGAGGAAAUUUAGACCAUGAAAAAUUAGCCACUGAGUGUUUAGCACUGCUUCUGAGCCCCAGUACUCCUAAACUCUCAUUGACUAAACAACUAUCACUAAAGUUGUCGCAAUGGACAUUGAAUGUUUCCUAGUGAAAUCAUAAAUCUGAAAUGACGCUUACAUUUGUAUAUCAAGGAGAGAAUGUAUUGUGUACGUAUGAGAUUUUUGACUGUACAAUCAAACUGAAAUAGUUUAUCAUGUAAUACUGAUGGUACUGAUGUGAUGAAUUUAUGAAUGUAUUUUGUGAACACACCUAAAAUACCUAUUGAUUUUACCCUUAUUCUCAUCUGCACAAUGUGUAAUUAUAUUCUAAUUUCUGUGAUUCCUAGAAACAUAUUUGAUCAUACAUUUAUCAUAACUAUAUAUUUAUCUGAGUUGUAUUUUGUGUAACUGUACAGAUGUGAUGAAGAAGAAAAAAUAAAUAUAAAAAUAUUCCACUUCUUGCAUUCUGCAUUCUGUCAUCACGCCUGCAUGCUAUUUGAAACUAGAAUUUUCCGAAGUUAUGAAAGACCUCUAUCAGAAGCAAUGAGUAGCCAAUAUUUAAAUCAACAAAGGGUUGAGAUAAAUUAUUGAUUUCAAAUUUUGAUUUAAGAAUAAGAAUUAAUGCUUCAGCCAUGACUUAAUUUCUAAAACUCACUGUGCUGGAAAAUUCUAUAAUCACAUUUGCUAAACAUUUUUGAGAAAAAGAUGUCAAUAGAAAAUGUUAUCAGUUAGUUGACAAUUAAGAUUAGAAAGAAUAGUUUAUCCACUCUCUAAUUUCCUUAAUAUAUUUAAAUGUGUCAAAGCCAAGUAAUUAAUUCAAAAAAAUUCUUAAGAUCAGGUAAAGAGUAAUUCAUAAUUUCCUCCAUAACAUCACAAUGUUAUGUAGUCAUAAGUUAUAUUAAAUUGCUGCUCAGAUAUUUCUGUCUGAAUAAUAAUGUCUGAAAGAAUGUAUAUUAAUAUAUUAUCUGUUAAUACCAAACAGAAAAAUUGUUAAAAAUUCUUUCAUUUAUUUUUAAAAAAUUGAAAUAAUUAUAUUUUUAUUCUCACAUUGUUAAGUAUUUCAGAUGGAAACGGAAUUAAAAUAAAC